UGGAAAGAUGGCGACAGCAUACGCACAAGCGAGAGUCCACUGUGCCGGCGGAUAGAAAGUGAUUUAAAGAGACCGAGAUCCAUCUUUAGUGCAAAGAUCAAUCGGUGCAAAGUGUAUCAGAUACAAAUUAGAGAUGGUGUGGCUCAUGCACGGCUAGGAGCAAGAAGCCACUUGUUUGCUAUGGAGCCUCCAGAUCGCAACAAGCCGAGCAGGCAGGCCAAGCCAGCAGGAGUUUCGUCCCAACAGAACUCUGAGAUUGAUGACUCCUCAGAUUUUCCUAGUGAGGAAGACGAAAGUCUAUAUGGGACAUCUCCUCCUUAUACCCAGCGUCAAAUGAAACGCAUGUUUGGCAAACAAAAGAGUAGCCAGUCCAGGGGUGCUGGGCGAUCUCCAAACAAAGCAGAUGUAAGCCCAUCAAUCCAGGCAGAAAGUCCCAAGCCAGCUGAGAACACUGAGGAGAUCAGCUAUAAGCAGGGUAAAAAGCAGAGGACCACAAUCCGUUCUACAGAGAGAGACCACAAGAAGACCUUCGAUGACUCUUACAUUGUAGAGCCAAUCUCAAAGCCGGGCAAUUUGGGUUCUCUUAGCAUGGGUCCAAGGAAACAUUAUUUGAGCCUCGGCUGCAGCAGUGGCAAGCUGCCUUUGACUAUGCCACAUAUUGCACGGACCCAUCGACAAACCUCCAGGACAGACUGUCCCGCUGAUCGCCUCAAGUUCUUUGAAACUCUACGCCUGCUGCUCAAACUCACAUCUAUGUCCUCUAAGAGGAAGGAAAAGGAGCAGAGGGGCUUGGAGAACAUGGCCUUCAUGGGGCACAACAAUGAGGUCAUUUGGUUGGAGCUGCAGGCAUGGCACGAACGGCGUUCCACUAGUGACCAGGACCUUUUUCUAUUCACUGAACGCAAAGCUAUCCCUGAAAUCAUCAGCAAGGUGCUGCACUUUAAGGUCAACUAUGACAGCCUGAAAGGCGCUCAGUGUUUGGAGUCUCAAAUAACCCAGGGACUCUGUCAGAUUGAGCAGAAAUCAUUUGCUGUAGCAGAGACCAACCACUGUGGAGUAGACACCUGGGGCUUUAGUGCCUGUCCUUCGUCAGCUAUGAAUGCAGCCGAGCCUUUAGGUUCUGGUGCUGAUUGCAGGGAGCACCUUCAACGCCAGCGGCUGGCUUUCGAGCAAGUCAAGAAGGUUAUGGAACUCUUGGAGUCUGUUGAAGCCUUGUACCCGUCGUUACAGGCUCUGCAAAAGGACUAUGAGAAGUAUGCAGCACGAGAUUUCCAAGGCAGAGUGCAGGCGCUCUGUCUGUGGCUCAAUAUUACCCAGGACCUCAAUCAGAAACUGCGAGUUAUGGCCACUGUGUUGGGUCUUCAUGACCUAUCACGUAUUGGGUGGCCCGUUUUCGAGAUACCCUCACCCCGCUGCUCCCGUGGAAAUGAAGAAGAGAACGAGGAAGAUGAGGAGAAUGACUCAACAGCCACUUUUACUGCUGACAGUGAUCCUGAGGACAGGGAUGCAGAGGUGGAGGGGGAGGUCGGACAUCUAGCAGAGGAAGAGCUGUCUCCCAUCCUGACACCCAAAUUUGCCCGACUCCUGUCAGAGGAGGAGUUUCUCCCAGCCGCUGCUUCUGGAAGUGCAGAAGCGGCUGCUGGAGGCGAAGUGUUUUGCCCCACAGCUAUUUACAGACCAUUUGUGGAUAAAGCUCUAAAGCAGAUGGGAUUGCGUAAACUGAUACUUCGGCUGCACAAGCUGAUGGACCGCUCUCUUCAGAGGGCAAGAGCGGCGCUGCUCCGACACACUCCUGCUCUGGAGUUUGCAGACCUCCCAGACCCCAUGCUGUACAGCGAUUACCUGCCGGAGCUGUCUCGCCACAUAUCCUGCACCAAUCCCACUGAUCCGGAGCUGGGAGCUGACCAGGUGUCCUGGGAGGACCUGCGGGACAUGGAUCUCCCAUCCUUCCGACCUGCGUUCCUCGUGCUCUGCAGAGUCCUUCUCAAUGUUAUCCACGAAUGCCUUAAACUGCGACUGGAGCAGAGACCCGCUGGAGACCCCUCCCUGCUCAGUAUAAAGCAACUGGUGCGAGAGUGUAAGGAGGUUCUGAAAGGAGGCCUCCUGAUGAAGCAGUAUUAUCAGUUUAUGCUGCGUGGAGUGGUGAACGAUGCUCAAGGUCUGCAGACAAACGCCAAUAUAGACGACUUUGAAGAAGAUCUACACAAGAUGCUGGUGGUUUAUUUUGAAUAUAUGCGUAGUUGGAUCAGGAUGUUGCAGCAGCUUCCUCAGGCCUCUCACAGCUUAAAGAACCUGUUGGAGGAGGAAUGGCAAUUCACAAAGGUCAUCACUCCUUACAUCCGUGGAGGAGAGGCCCAGUCUGGUGAACUUUUCUGUAACAUUGCUGGGAUGCUGCUGGAAUCCACUGGAGAGUUUCUUGAUGCUGGUUUGGAGAAAAGUGGCAAUGAAUUCUGGGAAAGUGCAGAUGACAGCGCCGCCUCAGAUGAAAUAAGGCGCUCCGUUAUUGAAACCAGUCGCUCUUUAAAAGAGCUGUUCCACGAGGCCAGGGAACGUGCAUCUAAGGCUUUGGGCUUUGCAAAAAUGCUGCGCAAGGAUUUGGAAGUUGCUGCAGAUUUUAGCAUCACUAGCGGGGUGCCUUGUCUCCUGAAGGCACUGAAAAUGAAAAGCUAUGUCAAGGUUCAGAUCCCAGGCUUGGAAGAGCUCCAGGUCUUUGUGCCCUGUAGCUUGAAGAAUCAACGGGCUCUCAUCCUGCAGCUUCUCAAUGCUGCUGCUGGGAAAGAUUGCUCCAAAGAACCUGAUGAAAUGGCUGAAGAUGAUGCCUACCUGCUCAUUAGCAAACACGGAGCGGGGGACUCCACUACAGAGGCUGACUGGGCUCGGUGGGAUGGUGAGGUUCUCCACCUGGUCCCACAGAUCGAAGCUGUGGACACUCUAAGAGCUAUGAAGGUUGAGAACUUGCUCUUGAUUGUGAUGCAAUCGGCUCACCUGGUGGCCCAGCGGAAGGCUUUCCAGCAGUCCAUGGAGGAUGUGCUGACCCUCAGCCGGGAGCAAACAUCAAGCCAGCCUCUUAUUGCCAGCGCUCUGGAGGACCUCAAGAACAAAGCAUUGCAGCUAUGCAUUAAAAUAAGCACAGCCAUCGACCAGGUGGAGUUCAUGUUCACCACAGAGUUUCAGGCAGAGGUGGAGGAAUCUGAGUCAGCCACUCUGCAUCAGUACUACAGGGAAGCAAUGAUCCAGGGCUACAAUUUCGCCUUUGAGUACCACAAGGAGGUGGUCCGCCUGAUGUCAGGCGAGUUCCGACAGAGAAUCGGGGAACGCUACAUAGCUUUUGCACGCAAAUGGAUGACCUAUGUUCUGACCAAAUGUGAGAGCGGGAGGGGCACCAAGCCCAGGUGGGCGACUCAGGGAUUUGACUUUCUUCAAGCGAUUGAACCUGGCUUCAUAUCUGCAUUACCAGAGGAUGACUUCCUGAACCUGCAAGCUUUGAUGAAUGAAUGUAUAGGACAUGUGAUUGGAAAGCCUCAUAGCCCUGUUACUGGCCUGUAUAUCGCACCCAGGAAUAGUCCCCGGCCUGUGAAGGUCCCUGCUCCCGUCCGCUGCCAUAGCGACCCUCCAAACCCCAAUUUGUUUAUCCCUAAUACAGAUGGUUUCAGCUCUCGAAGCCUUCCCUGUGAUCUUCGGAACCAGCUUGUCCCCAAUGGCCCCCGGGCCAUCCUUCAGGGCCCAGGGGACCACAGCCCCAUGAAACCCAGCAGCAGUCCCAGUGAUGUCAGGGUAUCAAGUUUCCAUGAAAACGAUCGACUUUCAACCGUUGCAGCAGAAUUAACGUUCAAAUCACUGAGCCGCCACUCGAGCCCCACUGAAGAAAAAGAAGAACCUACGUAUCCAAAGGCUGAUCCAAACAGCACCGCACCCAGAAGCUGGGAGCUCCGCACCUCAAUCAGCCAAUCCAAAGAUAUGGCAGCCAGGCAGAGCCCGAUGGAGGCCGUCCGUCGCUCCAUACGAAAGUUUGAAGAGAAGCGUUAUGCAAAGAUGAAGCAGCGGAACAUAAUCGGUCAAGUGUGUCAUACGCCGAAGUCUGAUGGCAUGCACGUCGGGCUCAGGAAGGUGACUUUUAAGUGGCAGAGAGGCAACAAGAUAGGUGAAGGUCAGUAUGGAAAAGUCUACACCUGCAUCAAUGUUGACACUGGAGAGCUUAUGGCUAUGAAGGAGAUAAGAUUCCAGCCAAACGAUCACAAAACCAUCAAGGAGACGGCUGAUGAGCUGAAAAUAUUUGAAGGCAUCAAACAUCCAAACCUUGUGAGAUACUUUGGGGUUGAGCUCCAUCGGGAGGAGAUGUACAUCUUCAUGGAGUACUGUGAUGAAGGAACUCUGGAGGAAGUUUCCAGACUUGGGCUCCAGGAACACGUGAUCAGGCUUUACAGUAAACAGAUCACCACGGCCAUCAAUGUUCUCCAUGAGCAUGGCAUUGUUCACCGUGAUAUCAAAGGAGCCAAUAUCUUCCUCACGUCAUCGGGUUUGAUUAAGCUGGGCGACUUUGGCUGCUCGGUCAAGUUAAGGAACAACACUCAUACCAUGCCUGGGGAGGUGAACAGCACACUGGGAACAGCAGCAUACAUGGCACCUGAAGUUAUAACGAGAGCAAAAGGAGAAGGUCAUGGACGAGCAGCAGAUAUCUGGAGUUUGGGCUGUGUCCUGAUUGAGAUGGUGACUGGAAAGAGGCCCUGGCACGAGUAUGAGCACAACUUUCAGAUCAUGUACAAAGUGGGCAUGGGCCACAAACCGCCCAUCCCUGAGAAGCUCAGCACGGAGGGGAAGGACUUCCUUGGUCACUGCUUAGAGAGUGAACCCAAACGUCGCUGGACCGCCAGCAUGCUUCUCGACCACCCGUUUGUCAAGGUUUGCACAGACGAGGAGUGAAUGACACCACCUCUUUUCACGUUUACAAACUAAAGCACUACUGUACAUGCUGUCGGCAAAAAGAAAACCAAACUGUGGACACGAGAUGAAGUUGUGACUCAAGGCACAUGGAGUUAAACUGAGGAACUAACGCAUUAUCAUUUCAGAGGAGAACUGGAUCUAUGAAUUAGUAAAUUGUGUCUUUAUGUAGCCAUGGUUUGGGUGGUGCUGUAUAUACUGUAAGAAUAGGAUUGGCCUUAAUUCAUGUAUAAAAUGCUGUUAAGUUAAAGUAAUUAUUGCCACAAUUGUUUCACCAGUUCAAACACCUCUAUAAAGGCAAUGAGGAAUACUUUGUUUUUUUUAAAUUGGUCGUGGAGGAUCGGGGAGCAUCUAUAGCACUUUUAAACUGUUUAUCCAAGGGGAAAGCUUAGUAGAACAGGAGGGAUCCUAAGUUGGUCAAAAUAAAAUAAAAUGUGGCCACCCUCCGUGAAUAAAAGAAGGCAAUAGUUUCCCUUUAUUAAAAAAAUGCCAUCCAAAUAUUUAAAUAUUUUUAUUAUUCUGAAAGUAUGGGCAAUAAGAAGGAUUAUUUAGUGUGUUUUUCGUUGCCUUUUUGCUGAGGAGAAAUUGUCAAGUUGGAGCAAUGUUCAAGUCUACUGGUCACUGGUGAUGAGCUGCCCAUGUGACUGGGGCAAAGUCAACUUGGAGGACAAAACGGGGCCAGCUAUUCCUCCCUGCUGCUGAACCACACACACACACCCACGCACACACACACACACACACACACACAAACUUGUGGUCCUCUGCUGCUCCUACAGUGUUUGCCAUGUACAAACAAUAUUAAUAAACACAUUAUUAUUGUUUUCGUUUUCAAUUUGUUUGUUUUUUUCCAACUCAGAAUUAAAGUUUGCUGUGAAACUGCUCUGCCAAGACAUUCG
This is a messenger RNA of Cyprinodon variegatus (sheepshead minnow), 5834 nucleotides long. RefSeq names its product mitogen-activated protein kinase kinase kinase 4 (gene map3k4). The coding region runs from base 181 to 4920 and encodes 1579 amino acids. The record is from RefSeq and is a predicted model, not a curated record. Gene Ontology annotation, molecular function: protein kinase activity; ATP binding. Lineage: Eukaryota; Metazoa; Chordata; Actinopteri; Cyprinodontiformes; Cyprinodontidae. The transcript is spliced from 26 exons. Gene Ontology annotation, biological process: protein phosphorylation; MAPK cascade.